Messenger RNA from Suillus subaureus, 679 nucleotides. RefSeq lists its product as uncharacterized. The record is from RefSeq and is a predicted model, not a curated record. Lineage: Eukaryota; Fungi; Basidiomycota; Agaricomycetes; Boletales; Suillaceae. Bases 76 to 615 code for a protein of 179 amino acids. The transcript has 2 exons.
CCGCCCACACGCUGCGGCGCGCAGUGUGGACGGGCAAAGUCGCCAGCACGUGACCUGGACACGGUUCGGUUCGAAAUGGUCACUGACGCGAAUUUCGGUGGAUGCCACAUCUCUCAUCGCGCCAAACAUGUUCUCAUCAUCAUCUCUAACGCUGAGCACGCUAUUAUCAUCACUACACACGCACCUCAAUGCCCAAACUCAACUUCUGCGGAGACUUCAUGUUCAACUGGCCUACCACAAACCGCUCCGGAAGACGAACUGCAAACAUUACAACAUACCUUGAUCAAAGCCAUCAAGUCUCAGAUAGAGGUGCGGAGGAAACAAGUGGAAGAUUGGAUAGGAAAAUGCGAGGGAGGAUCUGGUUGCGCUCGGUAUUCGAAAGCGCUGGCCACGUAUGCUGAAGUUGCUGGGUGGUUUAGUGAUCUGAAAGCUGAGAAGGUCUCGCCAAGGAGAUAUGAAAGCGCUAUUGUAUACCAGCAGAAAAAUAAGAUAGAUCUAUCAUAUGAAACUCGAGCAGCUCAUAACGUUGACCAAUUGCCUGAAUGCCCUCGCAUGGACGCUGGGCUCCCAUUUCUUUCAACAAGAUAUCUUAACUCCAGCGGUUGCUACUACUGAGGAACUAGACAACCCAUGUUGUGCCUGAACGUUUCUCCAAACUUGAAAGGGAGCUUGCACGAGG